This is a messenger RNA of Nematocida major, 540 nucleotides long. RefSeq lists its product as uncharacterized. The transcript has a single exon. The record is from RefSeq and is a predicted model, not a curated record. Bases 1 to 540 code for a protein of 179 amino acids. NCBI's taxonomy places the organism in Eukaryota, Fungi, Microsporidia.
AUGCCAUGCUGGUGCGCGUGCGGCUUGGAAAAACAAAGCAAAGUAGCGCCCUUUAACUUGCCCGCCCCCUCCAGCAGAGCCUCCUCUGUACGCACCCUGCAGCAGCGUGUCCCAGGCAUCUCCCCGAACAACAAAAGAAUGUGUGAACAAUGGAAAGAAAAGAAGUUUACUUGCACUUGGAAGGCCAACCCCUGCCUUUCCUUGGAGCCUUUCGCCCCAAGCAAGCCUUGCCAACUCUGCACACGUUUCCUGCGCCAAGCCCGCACCACGCCUUUAUUUGGGAUUCGUAUAAGGCGUCCCCUUCCUGUGCAGACCCUCGCUCUCUGCGCCAACAAAGACCCCUUCCUUGCUUUUCUCCAGGCGCAGACUGUGCUUUUUCUAGCUCCAAGCGCGCUUCUACCUCUUUCAGCUCUGCCAAAAGCUUUUCCUGGUCUCCCACUGCAGCACGCAGGCUCUCAAUAUGCCCUUGCAAGUCGUUCACAAGCCUUGCAUGCUUUCUCUUGGCAAAAUCGAGCUUCUCUGUGCUCUUCAUGUUCUUAG